This is a messenger RNA of Fusarium subglutinans, 1401 nucleotides long. RefSeq names its product FAD dependent oxidoreductase. Lineage: Eukaryota; Fungi; Ascomycota; Sordariomycetes; Hypocreales; Nectriaceae. Gene Ontology annotation, cellular component: cytoplasm. Gene Ontology annotation, molecular function: oxidoreductase activity. The record is from RefSeq and is a predicted model, not a curated record. The coding region runs from base 1 to 1401 and encodes 466 amino acids. The transcript has 4 exons.
AUGUCGCCCUCUCCUCUUCCUGUCGACAACGCCACGACCCCGUUUUGGAGGUCAGAGCCGCAUCCUCUCGAUAACUAUCGCUCAACACCUGAGCUUCUUACCCAAGUUGACAUUGCCAUUAUCGGUGCUGGCUACGCGGGCGUCGCGACGGUUUACCAUAUUCUGGAGCAAUGCAAAGCUCGAGGCGUUACUCCACCAAAGAUUGUGAUUCUUGAAGCUCGUCAAGCUUGCUCGGGAGCGACCGGACGAAAUGGCGGCCAUCUGAAGCCAGAUCCGUACAAUAGACCUGCGAGUCUUCUUGCUACUUACGGCAUCGAAGCUGCGGCAGAGGCAGCAGAGUUCGAGGCGAAGAACCUUGCUGCUGUCAAAAAGGCCAUUGAGCAAGAGGGCGUCGACUGCGACUUUGUCUACACCCGUGCCGUCGAUGCAUUGAUGUCAGAUGACAUACUAGACAAGAUAAAAUCGGGAGUAGAUGCUCUCAAACAGAAUGGGGUUUCUGUUAUGAAAGAUGUCUAUUUUGCUCAAGGUGCUGAAGCCGAAAGGUCUGUGUUUCAGCUAUCGGGUGUCAAGGGAGCCAAAGGCUGCUUUUCCUACACAGCAGGUCACUGCUGGCCUUACAAGCUCAUUCUCCAACUGCUGUCCAAGGCCCUUGAUGCCAAUGUCAAUCUACAGACCAACACUCCCGUCACAGCAGUUACUGAGAAGCCUGAUGAAGACGGCUAUCUGACACUAGCGACUCCUCGCGGCGCGAUACGCACUUCCAAGAUCAUUUACGCAACAAACGCCUACACAUCGUCCAUAUUACCGGAGUUUGCGGACAAGAUCGUCCCAGUGAGGGGAAUCUGCAGUCAUAUCAAGCCCGGCAAGACCCCAGCACCUUUACUGCCCAACUCGUACAUCAUUCGCUGGUCUGAUACUAAGUACGAGUAUCUCAUCCCGAGGCUUGACGGAAGCAUUAUAGUUGGAGGAGCACGAUCGGUGUACUACCAUGAUCUUGACAGCUGGUACAACAACGUCAACGACGACCAGUUGAUUGAGUCUGCGAAGAAUUACUUCGAUGGGUAUAUGCAGCGUGUCUUUCACGGGUGGGAGGAUAGCGGCGCGUAUACGUCCAAGGUUUGGACUGGAGUUAUGGGCUAUUCAUCCGAUGGCCUACCGCACGUCGGAGCUGUACCUGGAAGGCAGAAUCAGUAUAUGCUUGCGGGCUUCAGCGGACACGGUAUGCCGCAGAUCUUCCUGUCAGCGAAAGGCGUGGCAUCGAUGGUCAUGGAGGGCUUGAGCUACGAGAAGACAGGCAUACCCAAGCUCUACAAGGCUACUCAGGGAAGGUUGGAUAGUACCAACAACACUAUACUAGACACUUGGAAGACAGUGCAGAGGAGAGAAGGCGCAAAAUUAUAG